AUGUUUGCUGUAAAAUCAAAUGUUCGACAUAAACAUAUUUAUCUUUUAUUAUUUUGCUUUUUUAUAAAAUUACUUAUAAUUUUAUGUAACAAAAGGACUUUAAAAAACAAAAACACUCUUAAACCCAAAUGGAAGAAAUAUUAUGAAUUACAAAUAAAUAGAAAAAAAAAAAGUAAAUAUGUAAGUUUUAUAUAUUUUAAUAAUAUCUAUAAGAAAGUAGAUGUUAAUGAAAAAGAAUAUAAAUUAAAUGAAGACCUAAAAAAUUUAAUAUUAUUGUUUGGUAGAAUAGCAGAACACUACUACCCUAAUACAGUAGAACAAUUUAAUUUUUUUAAAGAGCCAUAUAGUAAAUAUAUUUAUACAAAUGAUAGUAAAAAUUCUAAAAAGUGGAAAUCUGUUUUUAAUAAUAAAAAAAUUAAUAAAAGCAUAUUUUAUGAAAGAAUAUGUGAAUUAAAAUUUAAAUGGCCAAUUAAUCAAGAUGAAAAUAUUACAGAAUAUAGUUUCUACAAUUUAAUUAUUGAGAAAUGCUUAAAUAAUAUUAACAUAAUCAGACACAAUAUUCAUAAUUUAAAAUUGUUUUUAACUAAAAUGAUAGAAAAUAAUAAAAAUAAAGAAAAUGUCUUCUUACAUUAUUUGUACAAUGAAUUAGAGAAAGAGUCAUUAAAUAGUGAAAAAACUUUAUCCAAUGAUGAAUUAAUAAAUGAUAAAAAUAUAAAACUCCUGGAAAAAUUGAAAAAUAUAGAUUUAAAUAAUAUUUUUAAGCAAUAUAAUAGAUCAUACAGUAGAUCACUUGUUAAUGAAGUUUUUAAUAGGGAAUAUCCGUCCAAAAAAACAACAGAUUUAUUUUUAUAUUUAAUUUUUCAAAAAAAUGUUGAUGAAUUUACUUUUGAAUAUUUUUCAAAGUAUUUAAGCAAACUAGGGAAAAAAAUAGAAAUUUAUAACUGCAACCAUAAUUCAAAUAUAUAUUUUGAUCAUUUUUUUUUUCUCAUGAAAAAUGAACUUAAGAAAAACUCCUUUUCUCUUAAAAGAAAAAAAGUAAAUGGGACUUCAAAAAUUACAAAAUGUAAAAAAGAUAAUAACUCAAAGAAUAUUUUUUUGUCAAAAAGCAAAAUUAACUUAAUUGAAAAUCAGCAAAAUGCAGAAAGUAAUAAGAAAACAAAAAAGAAAAACUCUGUAAUUAUAGAUGAAAACACAAAUAAAUUUAAUAAAAUCCGUGAAAAAGAAAAAGAUGAAAAAUAUUACGAACUAGAAAACAUACAUAAACAAUCAAAUAUGGCAAAACAAAAAAUUUCAGAUAAUGAAAAAAAUACAAAAAAAAAUGAUAAAUUGAACACAAGUAUUCAUAUAAAUUCUAAUACAAGGGAUAAUUUUAAAAACAAAAUAAUUUCAUUUUUUAGUUACAUUGUAAAUAAAAUAAAAAAUGGUUUUUAA
This is a messenger RNA of Plasmodium gallinaceum, 1431 nucleotides long. Its product is annotated as conserved Plasmodium protein, unknown function. The transcript has a single exon. The record is from RefSeq and is a predicted model, not a curated record. The coding region runs from base 1 to 1431 and encodes 476 amino acids. Lineage: Eukaryota; Apicomplexa; Aconoidasida; Haemosporida; Plasmodiidae.